UAACGACGGCUGAAGGGUAACCUUCCGACGGGCUGAAAGGCUGGGAAGAAGCGUGUUGUGGUGGGGAAAGUCUGUUGAUGAUCUUGGUGUUACAUUUUAGCUCGUUUUCUACAAGUGCGUGCUUGGACACAAAAGAGAAAUGCGCUUAACAAGCGCCUUAUUAGGAAUUUUCAGAAGAAGAAGCUUUGGUGGACCCCGUUUUCAUUUUGUGAAACAUAUUCCCGGCAAAAUCGACAUCGGGAAAGUUCGUGUCGUCCCGCCUGUGACUGGGGGCACCAAACUGAAGAUAAUGCAUCGCCUGCUUCUUGAAGAGCAGAACAUGAUGUACCUGGAGAGACCUUAUCUGACACCGGAAGAGGAGAAACAUCUUCCACCAUCAGGGAUACGUGCAAAUGGCCGUCACUAUAGGCUGAUUAAUAAGAAGGAAGCCGCACCCCUCAAGACUCUCUUCGCUGCAGACCUACUUGCUCAUUUGAAUACUGCCCGACAGUGGGAAGAAUGACAAAAUAAAGUUUAUCUAUAGUUUA
Molecule: messenger RNA, 527 nt
Organism: Ornithodoros turicata
Lineage: Eukaryota; Metazoa; Arthropoda; Arachnida; Ixodida; Argasidae
Exons: 3
Coding region: 140-502 (120 amino acids)
Biological process (GO): mitochondrial translation
Cellular component (GO): mitochondrial ribosome
Molecular function (GO): structural constituent of ribosome
Source: RefSeq, a predicted model, not a curated record